CAAGAAUGUUGAUACUCCUACAUCAAGAUUCAAGAACAUCGCGAUGUGUCGUUGACAAGCAUAGCCAGGACCGUAUGUCCGUAGACUUCUUGUCACUAUAAUUACAAUGCGUGCAAAAGCGCAGGCAGUGCUUCUUCGCAAGCUCGCACAGUGACACGCCGAGAAAGCGUCAAAACAAAUACGAUUUCGUUCACUAUUUGCUCUCGCGUCUCACCCGAUACUUGAGCCGCUCUUAGUAAUUGCGUCAUCCAGCGCUUUAUGCACCGCGAGAAGACAGGAGCAACGAAGUUUAGCAUGCGCUACAGUCGCGACAAAAGUUUUUGGGGAUGGUGGCUCGUGCCUCUCUCGGUCCGAGUCACUGUUAAGGGGGUGCGCGCAGUGGACCCGGAGGAGGAACACUUGUUGCGAGUGCGGCGGGGGAAGGAAGGGGGCCUGAAGCGCGGCGCUGCGAUCGGCGCUGCUAUAGGCCCGCGGUUCCGCUCCGGGGCUCAGAGCAACGUCCAAGCUCGCGAUGACGGGUUGGCGGGCGACAACGCUGCUUGCGCUGCUUCUGCUGCGGCAGCUGUCGGCGCUCUUGGUCUCGGCGCUGGCCAGCCCGUGGCCCGCGGCCGGAACCCAGCUGCCCGUUCCCUUCACCGAGACAGCAGCGACCGAGGGCUGCCACUGCUGGGCCCAGGGGACCGAGUGCCGCUGCUUCGGUGACAGCGUGCACGAGGUGCCCGUUCGUCUGGCUGACCAAGUCGAGAAACUGUCACUGGAGCGAAUUUCACUGGAAGUGCUGCGAAACGGAUCCCUCGAAGGUUACGCAGCCACCCUGAGAGCACUCCACCUCAACUCGUUGCUGAAACUGUGCUAUAUCGAACCGGGAGUCUUUGACAAUCUGCACGAGCUCCGAGAAAUCUCUAUACAGAAGUCAAUUCUGCUACAAACAAUCCUACCAGGAGUCCUAAGGGGUCUUCCUAAACUGACCGUAUUGCGCAUCACCCACUCUGGACUGCGGGAAGUUCCGUACAUGCACGACCUGAACCCAUCCACGUACAUCGGAAUGCUAGACUUCGACAGCAACCGCAUUGCUGAGCUUCCAGCGUAUUCCAUCAGGGUCAAGGCAGGAACACUGAUACUCAAUCACAAUUCCAUUGCGGCAAUACGCGGAGCGGCAUUUGAUGGCUCAAAAAUUGCUGAAGUGAGACUGCGUGGAAAUCGAAAGCUGACGGUGGUCGAAGACGAUGCCUUCUACGGACUUUCGAACCUCAGCCAUCUGGACCUUUCCGAGACGAGCCUUACAAAACUACCCACCCGUGGACUGGAGUCCCUGGAAGUGCUCGAGCUACGCGACGCUCCAGCGCUGCGUGAAUUCCCUUCUGUCUACCACUUCCGGUUUAUAAGGGUGGCCCACCUCACUUACCCGUACCACUGCUGCGCCUUCCAGUUUCCGGAAACCCACGACCCGGAGGAGCACAGCAGGUUCCAGAAGCACUGCAACUCAGACGAUGAGGCAAUGAGCCAGCGUCAGAACCGGCCACCCAUGGUGGGCGAGGAGCACGACUUCCAGCUACUCGAGCGCUUCUUUGUGGUCCAACUGAACAACAAGCAGACCACGACGCCGCCAACCAGGAGAUUCGUUCGCCAUGUGUUCAGCGAAUUUGGCACCAUACACGAGGCUCCAAAACCUGGAGCCCAGAACACUACGUCCAGCCCAUGGAACAUCUUCCACUCUCGAGGCAUGGAGGGAACCUUCCACCCUGAAGUGCCACUGCAAGGAGAGCAAUGGGUGACGUGCGGCAAGCUGGCCAGCCGUCAGGUGCAGUGCUUUCCAGCGCCGGACGCGUUCAACCCGUGCGAGGACGUUAUGGGCAACAUGGUGCUGCGCGUCGCCGUCUGGUUCGUGGUCGUAGCCGCGGUUUUCGGAAACCUGGCCGUGCUUCUCGUGCUGCUCAGCGGCCGCCUCACCGUCUCCAAGUUCCUGAUGUGCAACCUCGCCUUCGCCGACCUCUGCAUGGGCGCUUACCUGCUGCUCAUCGCCGCCGAGGACUUGCACACGCGCGGCCGGUACUUCAGCCACGCCAUCCUGUGGCAGCACGGCGCUGGAUGCAAAGUAGCUGGAUUCCUGACCGUGUUCGCAUCUGAACUUUCGAUCUACACGCUCACGGUGAUCACACUGGAGCGCUGGUACGCCAUCACGUACGCCGUUCACCUGAACAGGAGGUUACGACUGCGCACCGCCGCGCGCAUCAUGGCGUGCGGCUGGGGCUACGCGCUGCUCGCGGCCUCCCUGCCACUCGUGGGCAUCAGCAGCUACAGCAAAACGUCCAUAUGCCUGCCCAUGGAGAACAGCACGGUGGCAGACUUCCUCUACCUGCUCACCCUGCUAUCGAUGAACGGCUUCGCCUUCCUGCUCAUAUGCGCCUGCUACGCAAAAAUGUACCUGGCCAUAUCGGGCCAGCGACCACGCUCCCACUGCGGCAGCAAGGACACGUCGGUGGCCAAGCGCAUGGCUAUGCUGGUAUUCACCGACUUCGCCUGCUGGGCCCCCAUCGCUUUCUUCGGCCUGACGGCCGUGGCCGGCUACCCGCUUAUCGACGUGCCCAAGUCCAAGAUCCUGCUUGUGUUCUUCUACCCCCUCAACUCGUGCGCCAACCCGUUCCUCUACGCCAUCCUGACCAAACAGUACCGGCGCGACCUGUCAGCGCUGCUGUCCACGCGGGGCCCUUGUACGCGCCGCAUGCUCAAGUACACAUCGUCCUGGCAUACGACGCCCACCAACCGCCUUCUGCGUAACAAGGACAACAGCAGCACAUCGCGCCAGACCACCGAGCUGUCCAACCGCACACAGAAGGGUUCGCCGCACCCAAUCAAGAACAACUUCACCAAGCUGGGCCUGCACGAAGAGUUUCUGAGACGCCAGAGCCUGUUGUGCGAGCACAUGGACACUCCCAUUUGACUCCGGCCGACCGCAGAGCCCGCGCACUCGUCGCGCAGUCACAACUGGGCCGCCAGCCGCCGACCAGAACUUCUCGGCAAGGUGCCGUCUUGUUUCACGGUGGACUCGUUUUUCGAGAAGCCAAGCGUCGACAGCGACACUACGGAAAGCACGCAAAUAAGAGCCUCAUCGAGAUCUUGGCACAGAACGAUGUAAACGAUGCAUGCUGGUUGACUAUUUGCUUGCUUCGGGCCAUCUGCCAACGAAGCAAAGAAAACACCUUGUCGACUGUUCUGUCACGUUGCGAACUAAUGCACGGUUCGCAUGGUUCACAGCUGCGAGAGAAACAAAAAAACUAAAGUGGAGGUUUGUCAACAUACAUGGGUUCGUGGAUCGGGAUUGCCCGAGACUUUGGCUGCCAUUACUGCCCUACGGAACACCACUUACACUGACGUAGGCGUUUUUAUUUUUUUUCUUCAUUCUUCUACUAGUAAAGCACGUAGUCUGAACCUAGUUUGGCCUUAUAAACGACUGCAUGAAACUUUUAAGACGACAAACACGCAAAUGCCAGCCUUCGCUUGGAAUUCCUUGCAGCGUAGUCUUAGUAUUCAGGCCGCUAAUGUCAUUUGCGUAAUUAUUUUCAGACAUAAGCUCAGGCAACCCAAACGAACGCGACGAGUUGAAAUUGUUCGGCACUAACAUUCCACUCACGUUGUAGUACAUCCUGUACAGUCUGUCAAAAACAAAGCACGAUCACAACUGCAUGUCACAAGCCGUAAUAAUUGUUCACGCUAUAUGGCUAAACGCUGAUUCUUCUUUCACAGUUUCAUAUAUAGGCGCUCAGAGAGCAGUCUAGCGCCCAGAACAGUUUGUGAACAUGUUCGCUGUAUUUUGCUGGCAGCCGUAGCCGCACCUAAAUGUUGACGACGGCCCAUGUUUGGUACUUGCAGCGCGCCUCGAAAUCUGUCGCACCGCCAGUUCCGAGCGCCGUCGUCAAUGCUUCUCCACAAUAAGUCACAUGGUGAGGAGAAGCCUGCUUUCACACAUUUCUCUCAUUAAAGGCGUGAA
This is a messenger RNA of Rhipicephalus sanguineus (brown dog tick), 3988 nucleotides long. RefSeq names its product lutropin-choriogonadotropic hormone receptor-like (gene Lgr1). Bases 512 to 2941 code for a protein of 809 amino acids. The record is from RefSeq and is a predicted model, not a curated record. Gene Ontology annotation, molecular function: G protein-coupled receptor activity; protein binding; protein-hormone receptor activity. Gene Ontology annotation, biological process: G protein-coupled receptor signaling pathway. NCBI's taxonomy places the organism in Eukaryota, Metazoa, Arthropoda, Arachnida, Ixodida, Ixodidae. Gene Ontology annotation, cellular component: membrane. The transcript is spliced from 13 exons.